Messenger RNA from Rotaria sp. Silwood1, 357 nucleotides. Lineage: Eukaryota; Metazoa; Rotifera; Eurotatoria; Philodinida; Philodinidae. The record is from the annotation of a GenBank genome assembly.
AUGCUAGUACCACCUCACACAUUUACGGUAAUGAACAUCGAACAACAAAUUCGACAAGUUUUAAACUCAAUCAAUCCUAAUGACUUGAAGUUAUCAUCAUCAAGAGAUAGUGACUUUAGCCCAUCAUUAAUGACUGACAUCCAGCACGGACGAGUUUACAUGAAUAUCCUACGUACAUUAAACAAUCAACGUGAAUCUAAAUUUAUCACAUUAACAUGUAAUGUUGAUGGUGUCGCACCUUAUAGUUACAGCGAACAACAUAUGUGGACCUUCACAGCUUGUAUUAAUGAGAUAAAACGUACACUACGUUUCAGUAUUGAAAAUAUUAUUGGUAAAACGCCUAUUCGAAAAUUUUAG